CGUGUUAUUAAUGUUGACCAACGUAGAAAAAAUGAAGACUUCAAACUACAUUUCCUACCCCAAAAGUUUUCAUACCAAUGAACCCUUUAAAGCGACUAGCACUGUGACCCGUAGACCUGAAGACAUCUGAGUCAGAGAAGAUGAUGACAAUUUUUUAGUUGUAGAUGCGGAAGCGAGCAACCUGAAUAGGGAAACAGGAACAACCAGAAACACAACUGAAGUCCUGCAUUGAUACCAAGUAAAUCAGACCACUGGGAUAUGAACCCACUCCCCCUGUAAUGCACGGGAAUGCAAUGAUGGAAAUGCCAUACAGUGACAGAUAUAAACAGAUGCAACCCAACGGCAGUUCCUACAGCCCAGCCGCCCUUGGCACAAUGGGCGCCAUGUACUACCUCCACCAACACGCCCAGCAAUUAUACCCAAACCACCCUCCUUCUGUACCAGCUCUGACCUUCGCAGAACGUCUAGCCGAUUUUAUUCUUGAGGCCCGUUACGGAACGCACAGGAAGCAACGGCGCAGUCGCACCGCGUUCACCAAUCAGCAGCUCGCUGCACUGGAGAAAACAUUUUCCAAGACACAUUACCCGGAUGUAGUCAUGCGGGAGAGACUAGCAAUGUGCACAAAUCUACCAGAGGCACGAAUUCAGGUUUGGUUUAAAAACCGUCGGGCUAAAUUCCGAAAGCAGCAACGCUGCAAGUCUUUGGAUGACAAAGAAGAAGGUGCUGAGACUAAAGAAGGUGAUUCUAAGGAAUCCUUAGCCACGAGCAAUGUACCAGACAAUACAGAAACCAGAGGUGUGGUUCCUGAUGCCAACGGACCCGUUGAAAGCGGUCUCGAGGCUCAAGAGGACCGGGACCUCUGCUCUAGUUCCUCGGUACAAGGCGAAGACGCAACCCAAGUGUACUUGGACUCCCAAAGUGAUGGAGAUAAAGUCUCAGAGGACGAGAAAGAAGAUGCUGGGGAUCAAGAAGAUGGGUUGGUCGUGAACGAAGACAUCGAGGAGGAGGGGCUAGAGGAGAGCCGGAGUGAUGUAGAGUCCGUGGACUCUAAAUCAAACCAAGACGUAGGAGGAGGGAGGGACGGGGAGGAUAAGCAAGACACACCCGCCUCUGAAGAUGGGAUGAGAGCCUCACCUAUACGGAGUGUUAGCGAGUCAAGUGAAGGGAACUGGUUGAUGGACUCAAUCCGAGGCUCAGCUCUCAGAGCCGGCCCAAGCCCAGCAAACGGCCUCCCUUAUAACUUCAUGGACGCCUGCCGCUCAAUACCCCACCAUCACCCCAUGGCCGCCCAGCCUAGCCCCCUGGACCUCCUGUGUAUGAUGCAGCGCCAUGUUCCGGGCCACCACCCAGGACUGCCUGCUCACAAUAUGUUCCGGCCACCAGUAGCGUUCCAGGGGCCAUUCCUACGAAUGGACAACCCAGCAGCGGGUCUUAUACCCGGAUUCCUCCCGUCGAUGUCCAUGCCUCCGGGUUGCAACUGGAAUAGGAUGAGAUUCAUACCCGGAAUGGGGUCCCCACCACCACCCCCACCCCCGCCACCAACGGCUGCCGCAGCAGCAGCAGCCGCAGUGGCAGCCUCGGCGGCCGGAUCAGCUGCUGGUGCAUCCCCUGAUGGAACCCCUCACUGUUCCAGCAUCGAUAGUCUACGGAUGCGAGCAAGACAACAUGCAGCAACAAUAGGAUUAAACCACUUGUGCUAAACGGGUAUUAAGUCGAUUAACCAGAACCCUAUAAUCCUAUAACAUAUCAAUCUUUCUAACCAACUACUACUCGGCAUUUGACAGAUUCGUAAAAAUUACUGCAAACCAUGAGGGCCCAAUUUCAUAGAGCUGCUUAAACACAGCAAUUUACAAAGCAUUAAACAAUUUUGUUUACUGGAUAGGGGUUACCAGAUAAAGAAUCAUGUUAUGUGGACAGUUUGUGACUGGUUCCCUGCUUAUUUUUGCUGAUACUUUCUGCUUAAGCAGCUUCAUGGACUUAAGCCUUGUUUCUAGGUAUCCCAAGACAAUUUACCAUACCUCAAGAGAAUAUAACUUAGCCAGCACCUUAGGCAAGAGCCUUUGACAAAACCUUAGUCAGAACCUCAAGUCAGAACCUAUUGCAAGGCAUACAAACAAUGUCGCCAUUUUGUAUAUACAAAAACUGCCUUACUACAGGGUUAAACUGUUAACACAAAUCUCCCCAUUUUUUUUGGUUUAACCCAUAUGAAGAUUAUGUAUAUAGUUUGUUUUUGGACAGCACAACAAAAGGGAGAACUAUGGGGGAAAAAAAAAGAAAAAAAUAAUCAUUCGUGUGUAAAUUAUUGUUGUUGUUUUUUCGGUGAGGGUAGGCAGUACUUUUGCAAACCGAGGUCGUCAAAUUCACGUUGAUGUGUAACUGCUUAACAAAAGAUGAUUCGAUAUUAUUCUGUACAAAUCCCCCACUCUAAAGGUGUUUGCUAAGUCUUGUUUAUUUGAUGUGGACGGUCCUACCUUUGCCUACACAAUAAAUUACCAAUUAUUCCGACGAGAACUGCAAUUAUGAUGUGCCACUUUCACAGAAAAUCUGAAAGAAGAAAUAAAUCAAACUUAAUUGUCACCCUGCAUGCUGUAAUCCAUAAAGAAUGAGUGAUUUAAAAAUGCUAUGGGAAACGUCUUUAGAAAUUUCAGGAGGAAAGGGUUGAUAAUCCAAUUCAAGAAUAUAUUAUUUCUGUUUUACUUAAAAAAUAAAUUUUUAUUUAUGAUUUGUAUUGAGAUCAAUCGGAUUUUGAGGUCGGUUUUUCUUGGUUCUUGAUUGAAAAGGAAAUACCAAUAAGAUUAUAAACCUGUAUUUAUUGCCAUCUUCAAAUAAAGUAAACAAUUCUUUCUAAAAUAUAGGCGACAACUACCGGCAAAACCUUGAUCUAACAUUUUAAGUGCAUAGAAACCAUACAUGUUGUAAAUAUUGAUUUUUUUAUCGACAAAUUAACAUGUAGAAUUUAACAAGGGGAAUUGUGUUUUGUGUGUAUAUACGAAUAAUUGAAUAACGUAUUAUUUAUAUAGUGGUUUGAAAGAUACCACUCACUCUGUAAGUAAAAUCUCAUUUCACUUGUGAGUUGAUGUCAGUUCGCUUUAUGACAAUUUGGGUCGCUCUAGAUCACAGUUUUAGAAAAGAAGAAAGUGUAACUGUCACUUGUUAACAUUUGUUUUCAUAUUGAAAUCUUAAAAUCUUAAUUUUAUACUUUUAAGACACAGAGGUUUGUUUGGUAUUAGCUGCUUUGUUUUCUUUCAUAAUUUUUUGGGUAAUUUUACUAUAAUUUCACAGUAUAGUUAUCUUGCUUUUCGCAAUAUUUAAACUUUGCUGUAUUGAAUCCUCUUUUUCUUCUACUCAAUAUUAACCAACGAUCAUUUACAUAUGACUUACUGUUCACUCUCAUUUCUAACUCUCGCAUUGAACAAAUCUUGAUGAAACAUCCCCACCUCGAAAUAUUCACGAGCAAGCAAAGAAAGAUGACACUUUAUCCACUUUCAGUGAAUUAAAUAAAUAUACGUAAUGUUAUUAAGAAAUAGCGCCACCAUGCACCCCAAACCAGCCCGUGAGUUUAUUUCACACUACGGUAUUCGUGUGUUGCACUUGGGCGUUUAAGAAAUCCAUUCACAAGGAGCAUAUUAAAUUGUUGUGCCAUUGCUUUCUUUUCCACUUGUAUCUUUUCAAAUGACUAAUCUGCGAUGGCCCUAUCGACCUUUAUCACAAUGUGGCCAUCUUUAUUUUACUCCAUUCCAACUCAUUGUAACCAAACUGAGGCUGGACGAAAUAAUAGUCUGGUGCCAUGUUUGCGCAAU
Messenger RNA from Asterias rubens (European starfish), 3800 nucleotides. RefSeq names its product diencephalon/mesencephalon homeobox protein 1-like. The coding region runs from base 279 to 1700 and encodes 473 amino acids. The transcript is spliced from 7 exons. Gene Ontology annotation, molecular function: DNA-binding transcription factor activity, RNA polymerase II-specific; RNA polymerase II transcription regulatory region sequence-specific DNA binding. The record is from RefSeq and is a predicted model, not a curated record. Gene Ontology annotation, biological process: regulation of transcription by RNA polymerase II. Lineage: Eukaryota; Metazoa; Echinodermata; Asteroidea; Forcipulatida; Asteriidae.